GAUUGUUGUUUAAAAAUGGCCUCUCACCUGAGCUCGGGUAGAGUGAAUUUGUUACAGUUGCGUGAAAAAGCGCGGAAAGGACUGUUUGAAUUACUAGACAAAUAUGUAGGAGAAAAGGCUAUUGUAUGGGAUGUACACCUAGAGGAGCCCUUUGGCCUCAUCUCAGAGUACAUGUUGCUACAGGAACACAAUGUCAGGAAAAUGUUCCACCUUCUACCAAACUGCUCUAUCAAAACGGAUGCGCAGCACAUAAUCUUCAUGGUUCGACCAAAGCUUGAGCUCAUGGAUGUCAUUGCAGAGCAUGUACUCGUGGAGGAAAAAUCGAGGAACCCCAAAAAGGAGUUCUACAUCUUCUUUGUACCACGGAAAAGUCACAUAUGCAUGAGAAAAUUGCAGGAACGUGGCGUAUACGGAGCCAUUCAUUUUGAGGAAUAUGCCUUAGAACUUUUUCCAGUCGACAGCGAUGUCCUUUCGAUGGAAAUGGAUUUUGCAUACAGGGAAUGCCACAUCGAAAAUGACACAACGGCGUUGUAUCAUGUUGCCAAAGCUCUUAUGACUCUCCAGUCUCUUUACGGUGUUAUACCAAACGUCCACGGAAAAGGAAAAUAUGCAAAGAUGGUGUUUGACAUGAUGCUACGAAUGAGGAAGGAAUUAUCAGGAAGCGAACCGCAGAUUGUUCCACAGAUAGACACCCUUCUGCUCAUCGAUCGUUCCAUCGACCUGCUAACACCAUUCGCUACACAGCUCACUUAUGAAGGUCUUCUCGACGAGAUCUUUGGAAUCCAUAACAAUAUCAUCAAGCUUCCUCCACAUAAGUUCCAAGACCAAUCUGAGGGAGAGGCACGCGAAAUUCAGCCAGAACGAAAACAGUUCUGCCUCAACUCGUCAGAGUCGCUCUUUGCGGAGCUGAGAGAUAAGAACUUUAAUGCGGUUGGGCCCAUGCUCAGCUGGGAAGCAAGGAAUCUCUCCUCACAGUUUGAGGUGCGGCACGAAGCAAAGACAAUAGGAGAGAUAAAACAGUUUGUAGACCGUCUCCCGACAAUGCAACAGAAAAGGAGAUGGCUUGCGAACCACACUUCCAUGGCGGAACUUAUAAAAGAAGUCACUGAUAAGGAAUCAUUCUUCGACCUGCUCGCUGUUGAACAAGAGUUCAUGAACGGUAUAGACACUGACAAGAUAAAUCCUCACAUUGAAGAAUGCAUUGCGAGAGAGGAAAGCAUUUAUAAAGUCCUCAGGCUGAUUUGUAUGCAGUGCUUUGCAAAUAAUGGGUUGAAACAGAAGGUGUUGGAAUACUAUAAAAAGGAAAUAUUGCAGACAUACGGGUUCCAGUACAUACUGUGUUUGAAGGACCUCGAAAGAGCAGGGUUGCUUUACCUGCAGGGGACCAAGACGUACUCAGUCACGCGCAAGACGUUAAAACUCACAGUCGAGGAUGUGAAUGAGCAGGCUCCCAACGACAUCUCCUACGUGCACAGUGGGUACGCCCCUCUGAGCGUUCGCCUGGCACAGUUCCUUGCUCAGCCGGGAUGGCGUGCCAUUAACGACGUACUCAAACUACUCCCUGGCCCCACGUUCACUGAAGUUCAGCAGAAGCCCAUGGGGAUGAGGCGCAGGCGAGGGUCAAUCUCGUCGUUGCAGUCGAGCACGGAUGAGCAGAAGGUGACCCUCGUAUUUUUCCUCGGCGGAUGUACGUUUGCCGAAAUAUCUGCGCUUCGUUUCUUGUCUCAGCAAGAUGACGCACCAGUCGAAUACAUUGUAGCCACAACUAAGCUGAUCAACGGAACCACAUUCCUUAAGUCCAUCAUCGAGCCAGUGAAGCUCUCGCAGUGACUACAAAGCCAAUUUACAUUGUUAGAUAUAAAUUGUAUGCAUGUAUAUUAAAUCUUCCAUGUAAAUAG
This is a messenger RNA of Ornithodoros turicata, 1898 nucleotides long. It is a transcript of the gene car, whose product is annotated as vacuolar protein sorting-associated protein 33A-like. The transcript has 16 exons. The record is from RefSeq and is a predicted model, not a curated record. NCBI's taxonomy places the organism in Eukaryota, Metazoa, Arthropoda, Arachnida, Ixodida, Argasidae. Gene Ontology annotation, biological process: intracellular protein transport; vesicle-mediated transport. Gene Ontology annotation, cellular component: lysosome; CORVET complex. The coding region runs from base 16 to 1830 and encodes 604 amino acids.